Molecule: messenger RNA, 435 nt
Organism: Aspergillus melleus
Lineage: Eukaryota; Fungi; Ascomycota; Eurotiomycetes; Eurotiales; Aspergillaceae
Exons: 1
Coding region: 1-435 (144 amino acids)
Biological process (GO): proteasome regulatory particle assembly
Molecular function (GO): protein-macromolecule adaptor activity
Source: RefSeq, a predicted model, not a curated record
AUGUCUGCAGAAUCCAUUCCCAUCACUCCCGCCAUGUUCGCUGAGGCGAUUCAGGAGCUGUCCCUCUCCAUCCUGUACGCCAAAGCUUCGGAACUUCGGAACUCCAUCGCGCAUCUGCAGCGCUCAAACGCGGAGUUGGAAACGUUUGUGCAGGAGUCAUGCGAUUCGGCAGAAGAUAAGCGAGAACUGGAAAGCUACAUCACUGAGAACAAGGGUGUGAUGACGUCUAUGACGGAAAGAAUUGCCCUGUUGAAGGCGGAAGUGGAACGCCGGGGCCAGCAGUGGAUCGAAACGGAGGAAAAGCGAACAGAGGCGGCGCUGGUGAAUGGAACAAAUGGAGCCAGCGCGAGUACGGCGCAGCCGGAUGCUUCUAUAGCGGGUGAAGGACAAAACGAGGCACAGCCUGAUCAGGAUCAAGAAGGCGUUUACCUUUAA